AUGCCGUCACCUAUUGUCACUAAGAAACUGAAAGAAACCUCAGAAACGGAAGAAAGGGGGCAAAGUGAGGAAGAAACAGAUGUAGAAAUAGAAAGAACUUCCGAAAUGAAGGGGACUGAACAGGAACAAGAGGGAUCCACAGAAGAAGAUCCUUACCCUUCCCUUUGUUCAGAAGAAAAGGAGGAUCCGGACAAAUUGAUGAAAUGGAAGAGACCUGAAGGAAGGGGAGAGAAGCUGGUAACUCCUAGUGAAGUGUUGGGGAAGGUGUCGAACUUAAUAGCAGGGAAGGAUACAAACGUUGCACCAAACAAUCAUCUCGUCUACGUUUUGCGCACUGGACGCCUUAGCAUCGUCCCUUCUUCCCCUGACUCAUCUGACCAGAUUCCAAUUGUUGAGGUCCCUGGUCACAAGGCUCAUGGUACUGUCCCACAGCCCGGCUCCGUAGUCAUUGCACGCGAAACUAGUGUGAUGGCUAGAAUGGCCUCAGCUGAUAUAAUGUGCAUUGGGGCCAAGUUCAUGUGA
This is a messenger RNA of Telopea speciosissima, 522 nucleotides long. RefSeq lists its product as uncharacterized. The record is from RefSeq and is a predicted model, not a curated record. Gene Ontology annotation, cellular component: nuclear exosome (RNase complex); cytoplasm; membrane. Lineage: Eukaryota; Viridiplantae; Streptophyta; Magnoliopsida; Proteales; Proteaceae. The coding region runs from base 1 to 522 and encodes 173 amino acids. The transcript is spliced from 4 exons. Gene Ontology annotation, biological process: RNA processing.